AUGGACAUCAAGGUUAAUAUCGACGGAGUACUCAGAGAAGUGUGUGGGAUUAAUGAAGGAACAACGUGUGAAGAAGUGAUCUUCAAGCUUGCACAGAUCGCUAGUUUGCCUGGAUUUUAUACUCUGGUUGCCAGCUGCAGAGAUAAAGAAAUUACAUUAUCUCCAGAGGAAAGAAUUAUAAAUUUCAUCAAAGAAACUAAAGAAAAUCCAUCUAACAUCUGUUUUAUUCUUCGUCGAUUGGAGGCUGUAUCUCCAUUCUCUCCAAAAGUUCCUAAAGCAUAUCCUCCUGUUCCCAAUCAUCAACCUACAAGUCGUCCUCAUCAACAGCCCUCUCGUAGUUUAUCACGACGCUCUAACGUUCCAGUGACAUCUGAAAACAAAGAAUUAUGUUCCUCUACUUCAUCAUCCUUACCAAUUCCAGCUCAGCAUUGUGUUAGCUCUACAAAGCAAUCAAGAAUUUAUCGUUGUGAUCCUAGUUGUGAAUUAAUUCACUCUUCCUUAAUAACCAGUGCUGCCGGUGAAGAAAAAUCAUAUCACGAUGUUGAUCAAUAUAAUCAACUUAAAGAUCAAUUGGCAUAUCAAGAACAACAAGUUGAACUCAAUCGAAUACGGUUGCUUCGAUUAGACAAGGAAAUCAAUCAUUUAGAACAGUCAGCCCGAUUCGGUGGUAAUAACAACAAUAGUGAUAGUAAUAAUAAUAAAGAUGGUUAUUCUACAUUGGAUUUAUUAAGUGGAUCGGCUGUUGGUCCUGUGGCAGAAUUAGCUCAACUAGCAGCUACACCAUGGUCACAAUUAUUAGAUACAAAUCGUGCCAGACAACGUGAAUUAUUAUCAGAAUGUGAACGGCAUAAAAUUGCUAUCGAUCAAGUGGAUACUCACUUAGCUAAAACAAAAAUGAAUUUAUCUCAACUAGAAAAUCAAAUCAAUCAAGAGUUAAAUCGAUUGCUCAAUGAAUUGGAAGGAUAUAAUCAACAUAGAAGAUUACUAUUGAAGUCAGCCGGAAGUGGUAGCUCACAACCUCGUCCCAGCGAUGGUGUUGCUGUAUAA
This is a messenger RNA of Schistosoma rodhaini, 1047 nucleotides long. The record is from the annotation of a GenBank genome assembly. NCBI's taxonomy places the organism in Eukaryota, Metazoa, Platyhelminthes, Trematoda, Strigeidida, Schistosomatidae.